GGCGCGCCGUGGAAAGUUAACCCUUGCCGGGCAAGGGCGGAAGAGCGGCGCCCGUUAUUGCGCGGGAGCGUCUUCCUUGGCGGGCCGCCGGGCUCCUCUCGCGCCGCCUGAGGACGAGGGGAUGGCGCUGCCCGCCUGAGGUUGAAAGGGGUCGGUCUGUCUUUAGGUACGGAGGCCAGAAAAGCUCCUCUCUCGUACUCAUGGCAAAAAGAAAAGAGGGAAGCUUUUCAACACCAGUAUCUAACAAAAGACGUAGGCAGGAAAUCAGAGAUGAUUCUGAUGAUGAUCCUGAUGAAGAUGAAUGGUCACACCUGCACAAUGACAGCAGUACUAACUCUCAGUUGGCAUCCGGAGAAGUUGGAAUAAUUGAAAGUAUCAAACUGAAGAAUUUCAUGUGCCAUUCAAUGCUGGGACCCUUUGAGUUUGGAUCCAAUGUCAAUUUUAUAGUUGGAAACAAUGGAAGUGGAAAGAGUGCUGUUUUAACUGCCCUUAUCGUUGGCCUUGGAGGAAAAGCUAUAGUAACGAACCGAGGGACAUCUUUGAAAGUGUUUGUGAAAAAUGGUCAGAGUUCUGCAGAUGUUACAAUAACUCUCCGAAACAGGGGGGAAGAUGCGUUUAAACCAGAGCAGUAUGGCACCUCUAUUACUAUCAACCAGCAUAUAAGUUUGGAAGGGCAUCGUAGUUACAAGCUGAAAAGUAGUUCAGGUUCCAUAAUUUCUUCAAAAAAAGAGGAGCUUACUGCAAUCUUAGAUCAUUUUAAUAUCCAGGUGGAUAAUCCUGUGUCUGUCCUCACCCAGGAAAUGAGCAAACAGUUUUUGCAGUCAAAAAAUGAAGGUGACAAAUACAAGUUCUUUAUGAAAGCAACACAGCUGGAGCAGAUGAAAGAAGAUUAUUCAUACAUUAUGGAAACCAAAGAAAGAACAAAAGAACAGAUUGAAAAGGGAGGACAGUUUCUGGAAGAACUUAGGAGGCAGUAUAUGGAGAAAAAGGAACACUACAGAAGUAUCGCUGCUUUGAGUGAAAUGCAGAAUGAGUUAAAGGAGUUAUCGCACCAGAUAGCUUGGGCAAUGGUGAGAGAUGCUGAAAAAGAAAUGAAAACAAUCAGAGACGAUAUUGGAGUUCAAGAAGCGAAAAAUGAGAAAUUUGUUGAAAAAGUGAACGAAUGGAAGGAUAAGGUAAAUGCAGCAGAAGAAAAACAUAAAGCCAUACGAGAGAAGCUAGAGACAAUAACUGAAGAAGUUCAAACAUUGCAGCCUUCAUGUACUUCUUCAAAAACAGAAGUACAGGCAAAAAGAAAAGCAUAUAAUGAUGCAGAGGCAGCACAUAAUCGAUCUCAAGCUGAACUGAAACGCUUGGCAAAAGACCAUGAGCAACUUUGCAGAAAAAUUGACGAACUGAAAAAGAGUGCUGAGCGAAUUUCUGAACCUGAAGUUUUGGAAAAACAGAGAAAAAUUGAAACACUGAAGGACCAGCUUAAGAUAUUGCAUAAUCAAGAUGAAUCAAUUGGUUAUCAGAUAACGCAAUUUCAGCAGGCUGUAUCUGUGUACAAGGAAGAUACUGCUAGGCUGAAGAAGGAAGAAUAUGAACUGAAGCAAAAAGUGGAUUUGCAGCAACGGCAGUUAAAAGAGUUGAAGGACAGUAAAACAAAUAGACUGAUAAGAUUUGGACCUUACAUACCAGACCUUUGUGAAGCAAUUGAAAGAGCCCAUCAGCAGAAGCAGUUUAGAUACAAACCCAUCGGACCAAUAGGCGCAUUUAUUCAUUUGAAAGAUGCUGAACUUGCGCUGGCUGUUGAGUCAUGUUUGAAAAACCUGGUUCUGGCAUUUUGCUGUGACAAUCAUAAAGAUGAAAGACUGUUACAAGAAUUGAUGUCCAGGUUUUGCCAACAAGGUUUUCGCCCUCAAAUCAUUGUUAAUCGGUUUCGGAGUAAUGUUUAUGAUGUAAGGCCAAGGGCUGUUGUUCACCCUGGAUUCCCAUCAGUCCUGACAGCGUUAGACAUUGACAAUGCCGUAGUAGCCAAUUGUUUAAUCGACAUGAGAAGUAUAGAAACAAUCCUGCUAAUCAAAAAUAGUCAGGAAGCCCGUAGAGUGAUGCAGCAAAACAAGCCUCCCAAAAAUUGUAAAGAAGCUUUUACUGCAAACGGUGAUCAGGUAUUUGAGAGACGGUAUUAUUCCUCUGAAAAUACUAGUCCCAGAUACCUCAGCAGAGAUGUGGAGGCCGAUAUAAGCCACUUGGAGAAAGAAGUUGAGAGUGAAAAAACUGGUUUGUUAGAACUGCAACAACAAAUAUGUUCUCUGCAGGAUGAUAUAAAGGAGAACAAUCGCCAGCUUACCAGACAUCAUCAACACCAGAAAGAUAUACAGAUAAAAAUGAAAAAAAUAAACUUAGAAAUUUUAGAUCUUCAGCAUAUAGAAGAACAUCAGUCUGUGAUCAUCUCUACACUGGAAGAAGAACUGCAAGAUAACAGGCUGAAGAUGGAUACACUUAAGGAAGGUUUAUGUAAACAGAAAGAGAAGAUGGAGGAACUAAAAGGUAGUCUGCAAGAGGCGGAGCAGAAAUUGGCCAAAAUUAAAGAAAAAAUUCAGCAAAUACAGGAAGAAGCUGUCCCAGUCCAGGAUGGAUUAAACCAAGCAGACUAUGAACUGGAAAAAAGUAAAAGUUAUUUGCAGCAUUAUGAGGGAAAAGAGAGAACCCAUUUGGAAUCCAUACAAAUACUUAGAAAUCAACUAGCUGACAAAGAGAGAGAAUUAGCGGAAGUGAUUGCAAAGGCUUCAGAAAUCCAUCCAGAGCGAAUAGAAGUGGAUAGAACCGUUAGAAGUCUGAAUACAGAAAUGAAUCGCUUACGGGAAAAGAUAAAUUCAGAAAGAGAACAUACUGGGGAUAGAGAAGAAAUAAUAAGGCAACUUCAGGAAGCAAAAGAAAAAUACCAGAGUGCAGAGGGCGAAGUUAAGAAUAUGAAGAAAUUCAUUAAGUUACUCGAUGAGGUGAUGAAGCAGAGAUACAAAACAUAUGUGCAAUUUAGAAGAUACCUUACAGUGCGAUGUAAAUAUUACUUUGACUCCUUGUUAAGCCAACGAUCAUAUUCUGGAAGAAUAGAAUUUGACCACAAGAAUGAAAAGCUUUCAAUUACCGUUCAGCCUGGAGAAGGAAAUAAGGCUGCUCUAGAUGACAUGAAAUCUUUGUCUGGAGGAGAACGUUCUUUCUCCACAGUCUGCUUCAUGCUUUCCCUGUGGUCCAUUGCAGAGUCUCCUUUCAGAUGUUUGGAUGAAUUUGAUGUCUUUAUGGACAUGGUUAACAGGAGAAUUGCAAUGGACAUGAUGCUUAAGAUGGCAGAUUCUCAGCGUUAUCGCCAGUUUAUUUUGCUUACCCCACAGAACAUGAGUUCUUUGCCGACAAGUCGUCUUAUCCGAAUCUUUCGAAUGCAGGACCCUGAGAGGGGACAAACAACAUUGAAUUUCCAUCGUAACAGUGAUGAAGGUGGAGAAGAUGAAGAAUGAAUGCCUUAACAAGGGAUAGUGCAUAAUUAUCAGCUUGUUUUGCAUUAAAUGUGGCUAGAGCAUAAGUCCAACGUGUGCUCACCAAAACGGAAAUUUAAAUCUUUUUAAUAUCCAAGGUAUACCUGUGCCUUUUUCCUUCCUACUGCGGUCCCCACAGCUAAACAGUUAAACUGCAUUUUACGUUUGGAAGCUUAAAAUGCCUUUUGGUGGUGGUGGAAUUUCAGCAGUAAACAUACCCUUUUGCACUAGAUAUUUCUUCUGGACUUAAAGCUUCUGACUUGUUCUUACAAAGACUUGAAAUCUAUUUUAAGGAGUGAUGGAAAUAUUUUUAUUAUUUUUACUGUUCUGUAAGUACGACUGAAGAAACAAUAAAUAAUAAAUAUUG
Pogona vitticeps (central bearded dragon) is the source of this 3882-nucleotide messenger RNA. It is a transcript of the gene SMC6, whose product is annotated as structural maintenance of chromosomes 6. Gene Ontology annotation, molecular function: ATP hydrolysis activity; damaged DNA binding; single-stranded DNA binding. Lineage: Eukaryota; Metazoa; Chordata; Lepidosauria; Squamata; Agamidae. Gene Ontology annotation, cellular component: Smc5-Smc6 complex; site of double-strand break; nucleus. The record is from RefSeq and is a predicted model, not a curated record. Gene Ontology annotation, biological process: double-strand break repair via homologous recombination.